AGUGUACUGUAUAUAUAUAUGGAUAUAAAUCAAUCAUUAAUUGGAGACCUAAUAAGCGAGGGUAAGACCAAACAGGUAUAUCAUUUGAAAAAUGAUGGCACAUUUGGUACAAACGAUUCGCUGGUUUAUGUAAAAAAUAAGGAUAACAUAUCUGCCGGUGAUAAUAGCCGUAAUCGGCGUAUUAUGUUAGGCAAAGGUCGUAUCACCUGCGAGACCAGUUCAGCCAUUUUUGGUUAUCUGAAUGCAGUCGGUUUGGACACAGCUUUCAUCGCCAGAGACCGGAACUGUGAUAACGGAUUUGUGGCCAAACACUGUCAAAUGAUACCAAUAGAACUGGUCAUUAGACGUAUAGCUAUGGGUACAUAUCUGAAACUGAAUCCCGAUGUCAGCGAAGGUUACCGCUUUUUGACGCCAUUAGUCGAAAUACACAUCAAAGACGAUGCAAAUCACGAUCCGUUGUGGUCAGUGGACAGACUCGUUGGCGAACAGUUUGUCAUCAAUGGGCUGUCGGUGGACAGGGAUGUGAUCGAUAGGAUAUUGAAAUUAGCUAAACUGGUCUACGAAAUACUUGAACGAGUCUGGCAUACGAUUGACUAUCAAUUGGUCGACUUGAAAGUCGAGUUCGGUGUAGUGGACAACAGCAUCGGCGAUACAAAACCACGUCUAGUGUUGGCCGAUAUCAUUGACAACGAAACCUGGAGACUGUGGCCGUCGGGCGACAAGAAACAGAUGGUCGACAAACAGAUCUACAGAGAGUAUAGCGAAGGCCAAGUGGACGACCAGGUUAUCGAUUAUGUGCGGACAGUGUUUCAAAAUGUAUCGGAUUUGACUCAACAGUUGUUCAGUUUGGAGAAGAAGUCGAAGAAAUGUCUGAAAUAUUUGCCAAAAGAGUCGAUCAUUAUUUUGACUGCCGAUGAAAGUCACACAACAAGUAGUGAAGAUAAUCAUUGUUUGGCCCAAAAUUUAUCUAAAUAUCUUCAUAAUGAAUACAAUAUAAGCGGCAUAACUGUCCAGAAAAUUGGUGACCACUGUUGGCAACAAUUAGUCGACAAACUAAGUCAAAGCUAUUGUCAGCUAAUAGUGACAAUCGGUUGCAUUGAUAACGACAACUAUUCAUCAAAAAUAGCCACAAGUGUUGCCAUACCUGUCAUCGACUAUUGCUAUGAUGUUAAUCAUAAUUCAUUACUGGAUCCGAAAUUGUUGGACAAAAAUCUAGUCAAUCAGAUAAUCAAAAUUAUGGCCAUCAAUGACCAGUUUAUUUGGUCUAAAAUAAAAUUAAGACAAUGUUUUGAUAGCACAUUGGAUGAUAACUAA
Oppia nitens is the source of this 1314-nucleotide messenger RNA. Its product is annotated as phosphoribosylaminoimidazole-succinocarboxamide synthase-like. NCBI's taxonomy places the organism in Eukaryota, Metazoa, Arthropoda, Arachnida, Sarcoptiformes, Oppiidae. The transcript has 5 exons. The coding region runs from base 19 to 1314 and encodes 431 amino acids. The record is from RefSeq and is a predicted model, not a curated record.